Messenger RNA from Onthophagus taurus, 1092 nucleotides. NCBI's taxonomy places the organism in Eukaryota, Metazoa, Arthropoda, Insecta, Coleoptera, Scarabaeidae. The record is from RefSeq and is a predicted model, not a curated record.
AUGGUUAUCUUGGACAAAGGACUAACUUGGACAUCACACGUUAGUUGCAAAACCGAAAAAGCAACGAUUGUACUGACCCAGUGCCGAAGGGCUAUUGGGAAUACUUGGGGAUUAAAUCCGAAAGUUACAAUGUGGAUCUACACUUCUGUGAUAAGACCCAUGGUAGCUCACGGAGCCAUAGUCUGGUGCUCAGCACUAAAACAUGCAUAUAAAGCUACAUUGCUGCAUCAAUUGCAACGACUGGCCUGCCUGCUAAUCACAGGCGCUAUGAGAUCUACACCUACGAUUGCAAUGGAGACUAUGUUAAACGUGCUGCCCCUAGAUAUUUUUAUCAGGGAGGUGGCCGUGAUGGCAUUGCUUCGGUUGCGAUCAGUAAAUGAAAAGCAGGUUGUUAAAAUGGGAAUAGUCCGGAGCAAGCUCUGGAGUGAGGCUGUUAGUAAACAACCCCUCCUUAAAGCUCGCACAGACUACAUUACACCUACUUUCUUAGGCAAGCCACACUUUGGCAUUGAAACGAUACCCCAGAGCAACUCAAGCUCGGGCAAAACGCUGACCAUCUACACUGAUGGAUCAAAGAAGGCUGGAGGUUCCGGAGCGGGAAUCUUCUCGCACGAUCUCCAGCUGCACCUUUCCACUUCGUUAGGAUCGUAUUGCACGACUGCUCAAGCCGAAUUAAUUGCUAUAAAUAUAGCAGCCGAUGCGAUUAUCGACUCCAAAAAAGUCGGCAGAAACGUUGUAAUCUGUACUGAUAGCAGACAGGCUAUGCUGGCGGUUGGCAGGCAUCAUACUGCAUCAUCGUUGGUGAAGUCCUGUCGGCAAUCACUCGAAGAGGCAAACGUAUACAACAACGUCACGAUAAAAUGGCGAAAAGGACACAUCGGAAUUAAAGGACAUGAUCAUGCGGACAGCAAAAAUCCUGAUCCUAUUAUCCAUAAUAACGCUGCUUUUACUGACAUCACAACGCUGGGAAAUAUAACUGGUGGAGAUGGAUUCGAUGAUCAAUCAUUUACCCAUAUCGAGGAAUUAUUAGUUGAUAAAAGCUUGAACGAAACUGAAAUUAUAGACCUCACCCUUGAGACUCACUCAUCAUGA